Molecule: messenger RNA, 894 nt
Organism: Plasmodium yoelii
Lineage: Eukaryota; Apicomplexa; Aconoidasida; Haemosporida; Plasmodiidae
Product: vacuolar protein sorting-associated protein 26, putative
Exons: 2
Coding region: 1-894 (297 amino acids)
Biological process (GO): intracellular protein transport; retrograde transport, endosome to Golgi
Cellular component (GO): retromer complex; endosome
Source: RefSeq, a predicted model, not a curated record
AUGCUAGCUAAUAUAUUCGGAAGUGUUUGCUCUAUAGAUUUAAAAAUAGAUACUGAAGAAGGUCGGAAAUUUUCAUUUUUAAGGAAAGAUAAAAAAGGUGAAAAAUAUCCAAUUUUUUCAGAUGGGGAAGAUAUAAAUGGAAUUGCAACAAUAACUUUAAAACCAGGAAAAAAAAUAGAACAUUAUGGAAUAAAAUUAGAAUUAAUUGGUCAAAUAAAUAUAUUAAAUGAUAAGUGUAAUUCAUAUGAUUUUUUUUCAAUAUCAAAAGAUUUAGAACCUCCUGGAUUUUUAAUAGAAAGCAAACAAUUUAAAUGGAAAUUUUCAUCAGUAGAUAAACAAUAUGAAUCUUAUUUUGGUAAAAAUGCAGAAUUAAGAUAUUUUGUUCGAUUAAAUAUAAUAAAAGGUUAUUCUGGAAAUAUACAAAAAGAAAUAGAUUUCAUAGUUCAAAAUAUAUGUAUACCACCUGAAAUAAAUAAUACAAUAAAAAUGGAAGUAGGAAUUGAAGAUUGUUUACAUAUAGAAUUUGAGUAUGAUAAGUCAAAAUAUCAUUUAAAAGAUGUUGUAGUUGGAAAAGUAUAUUUUUUAUUAGUUAGAAUAAAAAUAAAACACAUGGAAUUAGAUAUUAUCAAAAUUGAAACAUCUGGUAUUGGAAGAAAUUGUAUAACAGAAACAUCAACUUUAUCAAAAUAUGAAAUUAUGGAUGGGUCUCCAACUAAAUCUGAGUGUAUACCUGUUAGGUUAUAUUUAAGUGGAUUUGAUUUAACGCCCACUUAUAAAAAUAUACAAAAUAAAUUUUCUGUUAAAUAUUAUAUUAACCUUAUAAUUGUUGAUGAAGAAGAGAGGCGCUAUUUUAAAAAACAAGAGAUAUUUCUUUGGAGGAAAAAAAUGGGAUAG